Messenger RNA from Erigeron canadensis, 567 nucleotides. RefSeq names its product zinc finger protein 10-like. Bases 1 to 567 code for a protein of 188 amino acids. The transcript has a single exon. The record is from RefSeq and is a predicted model, not a curated record. NCBI's taxonomy places the organism in Eukaryota, Viridiplantae, Streptophyta, Magnoliopsida, Asterales, Asteraceae.
AUGGAAUCCGAACAACCGCCUUUAGACCCCUCGGACGACCCAAAACCACCAGAAGAACAGCAACAGCAAAGCACGCCGAGAUCAUACGAAUGCAAUUUUUGCAAAAGAGGUUUUACUAAUGCACAAGCAUUAGGAGGUCAUAUGAACAUCCAUCGUAAGGACAAAGCCAAGUUUAAACACUCGUCGGCGUCUUCCAUGACUACGACGCAAACAAAAAGUAUUGUCGAAUCAUCCUCUUCUACUCGUCCACGACUAAGUCCUUCCCCUACCACGACGACGACUGCUAUUAAUCCUUUCUCGAUUUCUCAUCAAGGAAAUUGGUUUUCUCCCCCUAGUACUACUACUACUACACAAGUUGAUCAAAAUACAUCGUCAUCACUCCCUCUUUUUGGACCUCAUCACGAAACGGCGGUUCCAAGAAACAUUCAACAACAUGAAGAACCCCUGUCUCCAGACCGGGAAGCAGUAGACCUUGAGCUAAGAUUGGGACAUGUUGAACCACCACAAGAGCCGGCCGAAUCUUCGUCUGAUAACAAGAGUAAUACAACCACAAGAAAAUUCUUCUGA